CGGAAAACGACCAGGCCUUUUGGAAACAUUCGACUAAGGUUUUUGUAUCCUCGAAAGCAAUCUAUUACCCCAGGGAAUCUUAAACCACGCAACACGACUCAAAUCAUGACGAGAUACGCAAGAAACUACGGUACCCCGAAGCGCAUAUUUUAUCUUUAAAUACAUCGCGUCGGGUCUCCUCUGGUAUCCAUUAUAACCUGAUAUGACAAUGGGAAUUUUUUACAAUGACUUACUCGCUUUGUGAUGCAAAACAUUGUUAUAGACUAGCCAUUCCGAAGUCCCUGGAGGUUGUAAAUACGCGGAACUACGGUGAAAGCCCGGAUCGCACUGGUGCGGGGUACAAGGAUGUACAGCACCAUUAUUGCCCUCUGUAUUACCGAUAGAAAUCACUUCCGGGCUGGGUAUGUGCUGGUGCCUUGCCCUCCCCUGGGUGGUUAUUCCUUUCAAUGAAAGCAUAUCACAUUUUAAUUACCCGAGAGAAAAAAGUUAAAGUGCGUUAUCGAAAAUUAGAAAGUUCGAGAAGCGGCACAGGGAAAUUUCAUGAGGGGUAUAAUCUUCAUUUUCCCGUGUAAGCUCUUAAAUUUGUAUCGCGGUUAAACUUCACUAUUAGUCCUUUGCAACUAUCUCUGCAUCCUGCGAGGCG
This is a messenger RNA of Babjeviella inositovora NRRL Y-12698, 643 nucleotides long. RefSeq lists its product as uncharacterized. The coding region runs from base 225 to 383 and encodes 52 amino acids. The record is from RefSeq and is a predicted model, not a curated record. The transcript has a single exon. Lineage: Eukaryota; Fungi; Ascomycota; Pichiomycetes; Serinales.